UGAUCGAAUAAGAAACGCGGCCAUAUUGAAAAGUUUACUGAAAAACAUUCGGUGCACGUGGAAAGUGAGGUGGCUUUACAAUUUAUUUGUGCCCUUUACUAACAUAUUUUGUGUGUUUUUUUCUUGUGAAACACUACCACAUCCUGACUUUUGGAUUUCUUCUAUCAAAAGACGUCAAUCAAGAUACACCAUUUUUUAUUGAGUACAGAAGAUAGUUUAUCCUGUAGACAAUCAGGUCCCUACCUAUUUGCUGAUAUUUUUGGCUGGAAUUAUUCCAACAGCGAAAGCGAACCAACAAUAUGCGCUGAGUGAGCCGGCCUUGUAAUUUAGAGUGCGCUUGUACGCCUGCGUUGCAUUCACUCCACGAAGAAUCGAAUAACGAAGGUAGCCAUGGAGCCAUGCUUGUAGUCGCCACGUGUUAACGAAGUGCCGGUAAACGGUCGACAGGAAGUGCGUUCAGUAUUGUCGGAAUUUUUUAGUGAAACAUAUUUUGUGGUGAUAGUUUUUACCUGUGAAACAAAAUAGAAUUAACUUCCCGCAUGUUUAGUUGUUUGAUUUUCGAGUGAACAAGAUCGCUUAAUUGGAUUUUUGAGGUUAUUCUUUCCAUGAUGGCUAGCCACUCUAAGGAAAAGGAGGAAAGGAUCUCGUUUUGUUGUUUGAAUCGUUCAAUCGUGGAUCUUUCAAGGAAUGGCACCUUUACGGACGCGUCAGGUGCUAGUUUGGGCAGGUCUACCACUGACAAUUCUCCUCACCUAUUUGUGGUUCAAAAAAAAAAGAACUGUACUACGAAGUGACCCAGGGAAAAAGGUUCAGAAACAGGAGACGAAAACACUAGAAGAAGAACUAAAAGAGGCUGAAGCGUCGGCCGAGGCGAAUCUUACGACACCUUCUAAGACAUUCUCGAGAUCGCUUUCUGGCGUUGAUACCGAUCCGAUUGACAUCGUGUUCCCACGGGAACUGAGGGCUAAAAAGCCCAGUCCAAUAAUCAUUUCUGACGAGGAUUUGGACUUGGAAAUCGAAAAGAUCAAAUCUAUGAAGUCAGAUCCGUAUAGUAAAAGAAGUAACAACAGUUUGAACGUAUCGCCUUUGAAGUCUACUGCUUCGAUUGUUAGCAUCGAAACUGUAGAGGAAGAAAGGACUUCGUCCGAAUCGGAAAAUUCCUCAGUUAAAACCGCCAUUGAUACCUCAGAAAAUAAAGAAAACUGCCAACAAACUGGUACUGAAAGUACUACACCUCCUUGUAGUAGUCCACCAUUUCCCGAAUUGUCUAGAGUAAGUUGUUCACCUAUAAACACACCAUCGUCUCAGGAAGGCGGGUGUGAUCAGGUAGAUAGUACUAGUGAAAUCCCAAAAGAGGUAGAAAUGACUAAAUCGAAGCGACGUUCAAAGACUCCACAGUCUAAAAAUUUGACAAAAAACCCCGAAAAAAUGACGGAGAGCAGAGCGGAAGAAACUGCAGCCAAUAUUGAUACAGAAUUGAAUGAAACGACAGUAGAGAAAAAGUUAAGUUCAUUACACCUGGAGACGAAACCCAGGUCACCGAAAAAUAACCAUCAUCAAGAAGAAUAUCACCGGACAAGUUGCGAGCGAGAUUCGGCGAAUCACAGUCCGGUCGAUCUUAUGCUGGCUAGUCCGUCCCUUAGUUCAAUUUCUGACAAUCACAGCGAGGGUUCUAGUGAUAGUGGAAAAGGUGGCAGUGAUGUAGUAACGCCUCCCCCCUCCAGGACACCUGCAUGCGAUGGAUCAGUGUCCGGGGAUGUCCCCUUGCACUCGAUAUACGAGUUCCUAAUACCUCAAAACCUCGUUGGUAGACUGAUUGGACGCCAAGGCACUUUUGUCACGCAGAUCAAGGAAAAGACCCGGGCUCAUAUUGUGAUCAAGAAGCACCCGGAUAAUCCCAAGUUGAAAGUGUGCCAAAUAGAAGGUACACAAUUGGAAAUUGACACGGCACUAGAAAUGAUAAGGGAUAAAUUUCCUGAAAAACGGUACCCCGAACUGACUCUAGAACAGGUUUCAUUUUUACCGCCCGUCUCAACAGUUCCUCUAAUACCUGAACAUUUAUGCUUAAAACUGAUAGAAGGAAUUAACAACGACACCAUAGUGAGUUGCAUGGUAGCACCUAACCACUUAUUCCUGCAACAGCCCACACAUCCCACCUUCCCCAACCUAUUGAUGCUCAGUAAUUGUCUAAACGCAUGUUAUGCGGAUGCCAGCUCACCCCUUCUGCCAAACCCCAUACCAGAAAACACCGUUUGUAUUGCACAAUCCUUGGGUGCGUGGUAUCGUGCGUUAGUUUUAUCGACCGAUCUGGAAAACGAAGUGUCUUAUGUGAAAUUUUUAGACUACGGUGGCUAUGUAAAUAUACCAAACAGUGAACUCAGGCAGAUCAGAGCCGAUUUCUUGUCACUUCCUUUUCAAGCGUCUGAAUGCGUUUUGGCAAACGUAAAGCCUAUUGGAGGUGAUGAUGCACUUUGGUUAGAUGAAGCUUAUACAUUGGUGGCUGAUCUUACGAAAGGAUCCAUUCUCUAUACGCAAGUGGUGGGAUUUGCCGACGAAAGGAUACCAUUAGUUCAUAUUUACAUCGUACUUGGCCCUCAGAGCGUCGUAUUUUUGAACGGCGAAUUAGUUAAUAGAGGUUUCGCAGAGUGGAUACCUAGCGAAGACUGUAAUAGUAUGAGUAACAGCAUUGCCGAUUCAUCGACAACAAUAGCGACUGAAGACCAGACGUUGGAAACGACGGCGUAAAGAAAAAGAAAAUUUAAAAAUUAAGCAUUUAACACAAAAAUGCAUAUUUUCUUACUGCGUGCAUUCAAAGAAGGACAUUAUCUAACCGAUUGUCAGUUCGAUAUGAUUCGAAGAAGCUGACGAAAAAAAAAACGUUUAUAAUAAUGAUGGUCAUAUGAACUAACCAGUCAUUCAGUUCACUCAUACAUACAAAUACACAUAUACAUGCUAUACAUACACACAUAUAUAUAUAUAUAAAUAUUUAACCAACCAGUUGCUCGCUCAUUACGUUUACUCAAAUAGAUACAUUUCAUCCCACCAACUCCAUUCGUCGGGCACAGCUUCGAAUAGGUAAUUUUUACCAGAUGGUAAAAAUUUUUGUGCGAAAAAAUGUUUUAAAUUUUGUUUUUUAUUUUUAAUGUCAAUAAUUCGCAGCCAAAAAAUAUUUUUUCAACAAUUAAAAUGUGGAUAAUAAGUAGCACUUAAAAGUUGAUUCUUUUAAACAAUGUAAUUAUACUAGCGUAGUGUUGUCCACCUACGUCACUUAUAUCAAUAUUUCUAUUCUACAACUACUAAAACUAAGCGGUUAGUGUUCGUUUUAUCUUGUGAUAUAAAUAUUUAUGAAUAGAUUCAUUGUUGAUGUGUGUAUUUUUUUUUUAGCAAUAAUUUUGGAGACCUAUCUUAAUACUAUUUUUAUUUUGUUAUUUGCUCAGGUUUUGGGAUAUUUAUCUCGCAGUUUGUCGUUCAUUUAUAAUAUUAUGACGGUCGUAGUUAUGUUUUUAUCCUGUAUUUUUUCUGUUGAUUAUUAUUCCCAGGACUUGUUUUGAAUUUGUUUUAAUUUUUUUUUUCAAAUCGCGCCGAAAAUUCUUUUUCUUUCGUUUAUUAUCGUAGUAUCAUCGUGUAAUUUUUUUGGUAUGUAGUAACAUUAAAUGAUUUAUCCCCAUUUGUAUAGUUGGGUAAUGUAAUAAUAUAGUUAUAUUUAAGUAUUUUAAUGGGAAACCUUAGUAUUAUUCUACGAAGCGCCGCGUAGACACUAAAAAUAAUUAAUUAUCAGUAACUAUUAUUAUUACUUACUUAUUUACAAAAGCGAUAAUGUAAAAUGUUUUGAUUUUGUAUUUUAAUGUAAAAAUUGGUCUAAAUGUUAAAUUCAGGUUUUGAAACACAGAUUUCUUUUUUUUUGUUCAUUAUCGUACGAAAUGUAUUUUAUAUGUAUAAUUAGAUAAAGGUUUGUCUGCUUAGCUUAGGUUUAUAUUGGUUUUGUACAGAGUGAUAAAGUGUAAAUCAUGUUUUUGACAGUAAUAUAUACUUAAGAAAGAAAA
Molecule: messenger RNA, 4043 nt
Organism: Agrilus planipennis (emerald ash borer)
Lineage: Eukaryota; Metazoa; Arthropoda; Insecta; Coleoptera; Buprestidae
Gene: spoon
Product: A-kinase anchor protein 1, mitochondrial
Exons: 11
Coding region: 688-2745 (685 amino acids)
Molecular function (GO): RNA binding
Source: RefSeq, a predicted model, not a curated record